Cladocopium goreaui is the source of this 2495-nucleotide messenger RNA. NCBI's taxonomy places the organism in Eukaryota, Dinophyceae, Suessiales, Symbiodiniaceae. The record is from the annotation of a GenBank genome assembly.
AUGUUGCCACCCUCGCUGCGGCGGAUCCAGCGCCUGGCGCGGCUGCCGAUCCAAAGAGUGGCAAUCCGUCAGCUCUUGGAACGAUCUGCCUCUGUGUCAGAGGAGCAACAUGUGCAACAUGCGCGUUGGAUUCAAGAAGAGAUGCCAGUACGAUUGGCACAUCGCCUGUCUGACUUUCUGGAGCUUCCAUUUGUCAUUGUUUGCAAUGCUCGGUUUCACGAGGUCUUUCGCCUUUUCUUGCAUGCCUUCGAUACCUUGGUGGAAUCUCCUCCAGUCAAAGAUACUAGAGACGUGGAAAACUUUGCUCGGAUGCUGCGAGGGCUGGUACGGGGCCAUGACAACACAAUCCACAUGCUACAGGAAGGCUAUGCUGAGCUUCAUGCGUUGCUGGAGGAUAUGGUUGAGUUGGAAGCGUUUCUGAAUCAAACGUGCUUCACACGUAUUGGAAACCGUGUUUUAGCCGAGCACUUUCUGGCAGUGCAUGAGGCCCGCAGUUCAGGAGCUGCGCAGCAUUUCGUUGGGGUGGUGGACCCCAGAUGCUGCCCCCGAGAAGUUGUUGAAGAGCUGUCAGAGAGUUUGGGAGAUAUUUGCGAAGAACUCUAUGGGACCCGGCCCAAGGUGCAGUUGCAAGGCGAACUCGAGACGCAGCUGUCCUUCGUUCCAGAGCAUUUGCGAUUCAUGUUACAGGAGCUGCUGAAGAACGCUUUCCGUGCCACACUGGAAACGCAUCCUGGAGCUCCACCCCCAGUCACCGUGGAGGUGCUCAAGGGCAUCUUCGAUGUGACCAUCAAAGUCUCCGAUAGAGGUGGUGGUAUGCGACGAGACGAACUGCGCGAAGCCUGGCGCUAUGGCCACUCAUGUGCCAAGAAGCCGGCUGUUGAAGUGAAGCCCAAGGACGACUUCCAGCUGCUUUGUGGCCGCGAUCAAGCAUCAAUGCGUCAACUCGCUGGCUAUGGCUUUGGGUUACCUUUGUCGAGAGUCUAUGCGCAGUACUUUGGUGGUGACAUCCACGUGCAGUCUAUGCAUGGCUUUGGUACUGAUGUCUAUUUGAAUGUGAACCACCUGGGAGAUGUGCUUGAAAGUGAUGGAUCUGAGAGACAUGCGCAAGGAGUGGGUCUUUCGGGCAAGCGAAGCGAAGACGGAAUUGUCGUUGACACUGGCGACAGCGGCAACAACGGCGACAUGUACCGAGCCGUGUCGACUCCGAGUCUGUCCACGGGGAGCUUCGGCUCAGAUCCGUCAUCGCCCCUGCGGUCCUCACCUCCGCCGCCUGAGCAGCGCAAAGUGCCCUGCCUGGAUGGCCUUUCCUCUCCGUUCACCGAGCUCAGCCGCGCGAAGCAAAGCUCAAUGCGCCUCCCGCCGUUGGAACGACAGGACGGCCGCUGGAGUGCCCCAGUGAGCCGCGAGAGCCAGGCCACUGGCCCUCUGGAUUUCCCGCCGGCGCCUGCAUCUGCCCCAGAAGAGCGUCGCAAGCGCAAAUCCCAUCGCCAGAGUCGCCAUGCGUGCAGUGCAGGCUUGCCACGCCGAACCUCCUCAGAUGGACUGUCGCAAGCAGGUUCCUAUUCAAAUUAUUCAAGCUCAACACGAUCAACACGCACUCCGACAUCUGAUGUGGUCGAGGGAGAGGAUGCGACGGUGUUGGAGGCAAUCACGGCCGGGACGUUUGGAUGGGUCCGUGGCAGCGCCAUUGGACAAGGGGCUCACGCUUGUGUUUUCAAAGCCUUGGAAAAAAAGACAGGUCGCAUCUUUGCCGUCAAGCAGUCGCCUCUGGGUGGAGAGGCUGAUGAGACAUUCAGGGAACGCUUGGAAGCCGAACUGCGGAUCUGCAAGGACUUGCGCCAUCCAAAUAUCGUGACAUGUUUGGGCUUUGAGUGCAAAAAGGAUAGCUUCUACAUUUACUUGGAAUAUGUACCAGGUGGUUCUAUGAGCACCUUGCUGAAAGAGUUUGGGCCACUUGUUGGGCCUUUGCUUAAGCAGUGCACUGAAGGUGUCCUGGAGGGCUUGAACUACCUCCACACUCAGAACCCACCAGUUGUACAUCGAGACAUCAAAGGCGCAAAUAUCCUUGUUGACUUAAGAUUUAACGUGAAACUCAGUGACUUCGGAUGCUCCAAGAAAGAGGACCUUACCAAAUCUUUCACCACCAUCGGAUCGAUUCCUUGGAUGGCACCUGAGGUGAUCUUGCAGCGGGAUGGCUAUGGAAGGAAGGCGGAUCUAUGGAGCUUUGGAUGCGCAGUGGUUGAGAUGGCAACAGCGGAGAAUCCGUGGGGGAAAGACGCUUUUGAGAAUGUGAUGUAUGCGUUGAAACACAUCUCGAUGACUGACGCAAUUCCUCCCAUCCCUGAGCUAGAUGAGGCAGCUGAUGCUUUCCUUCGAGCCUGCUUGCAACGGACACCCGAGCGCCGACCUUCCGCCUCAGAGUUGCUGCGUCAUCCAUGGUUGGACAAUUGAUCCACGUGAGGAGAUCCUCAAGUUCUUUCAAGGAACGAAUGUUU